AUCGAUUUACCGACUUUUCUUGCAGAAAGUCGAUUGUUCGAAAAUUUAUUUAUAGAAGGCACCCUAUUUUAAGCGUUUUUUGUAUCAUAUGUAUUAAGUCAGUCUCAAAGAGUUGAUAUUACUGGUUAUUAAAAUAAAAACAAUACGAAACAGAAAUAUUGAGUGUAUUAAUAUUAUUUAAAAUGAAUCCAUUAACAAAUAUGAAAAAUGUAUUAAAGCUCAGUGAACUUGAGUUGAAGGAUACAAAAGGAAAAGGAUCUUGGCAUGAUAUGUAUAAAGAUUCGGCAUGGAUCUUUGUUGGUGGCUUUCCAUAUACGUUGACUGAAGGUGAUAUAGUUUGUGUGUUCUCUCAGUACGGAGAAAUAGUAAAUAUAAAUUUAGUACGCGAUAAGGAUUCUGGAAAGUCAAAAGGAUUCUGUUUUAUUUGUUACGAAGACCAACGUUCAACAAUUUUAGCGGUGGACAAUCUAAAUGGUAUAAAGGUUUUGGGACGAACUCUUCGAGUGGAUCAUGUUGCCGAUUACAAACCACCUAAAGAAAAUAAUAAAAUGGAUGCCGAGACGUUACAACUUUAUAUGGAAGGAUGUGCCCCUAAACCUCAUUUAUUGAAUAAUAUAAAAACUUCAAAUGGUAAAAAAUCAAGUUCUAACUGAAUAAUAUUACUUUUACUAUUUAAGUUAAAUAAAUAUUGUAAUUAAUAUGACAUAUUUUGUAUAAGUAAUACAUAACUUUUAAAAACGAUGUCUUCCGAUCUGGAGCAAAAAAAAAAAAAA
Molecule: messenger RNA, 773 nt
Organism: Lucilia sericata (common green bottle fly)
Lineage: Eukaryota; Metazoa; Arthropoda; Insecta; Diptera; Calliphoridae
Product: RNA-binding motif protein, X-linked 2
Exons: 3
Coding region: 183-653 (156 amino acids)
Biological process (GO): mRNA splicing, via spliceosome
Cellular component (GO): precatalytic spliceosome; catalytic step 2 spliceosome; U2 snRNP
Molecular function (GO): RNA binding
Source: RefSeq, a predicted model, not a curated record